UACACAGACUGACAGUCACAGAAUGGAGAUGACUAUGUUUAUUCCACUGCUGCUGCUGAUCUGCUCUUUCUCCACGGCUCAGCUUCAAGAGGAGCCUGACAAUGAAAUGAUUCCACAUGGAAAACAGACUGAAUCCAGGGGAGGAGAACCAGCAAAUGCCUCUGAUCACCAACCAGCCUGUCCACAAGACAUUCAUGCUGUGCUGAGAGAGAUGAGCGUCUUGUUGGCUGAACAGAGGGUGGAGAUCAGUCACUUACAGAGAGAUAAUGAAGUACAAGUGGACAACUUGAAGCAGGAGAUCAGUCACUUACAGAGAGAUAAUGAAGCACAGGCAGCAAAGCUGGAGGUGCAGAAGACUGAGAUGGACAACUUGAAGCAACAGCUACAAGCCAAACAGGUGGCUUUCUCUGCCUCUCUGUUGGCUUCAGGUACAGGAGAUGUCGGACCGUUUAACACACAGACUGCUCUGGUCUUCAGACACGUCGUCACAAACAUUGGAAACGCCUACAACCCAAACACAGGGUUUUUCAUUGCACCAGUGAGAGGAGCCUACCACUUUGAGCUCUACAUAGGUGCAUAUGGACAUAAUUCAUAUCCUUCAGGUGCUUGGUUGGUCAAGAAUGGAGAACAUAUUUUUAUGGCAUAUGAACAUCAAACUAACGGUUAUGGGACUUCUGCCAAUGGUGCCACACUGCUUCUAGAGGUUGGAGAUGUUGUGUUUUUGCGUCAGCAACACACCACAAGGAUACAUGACAAUGGAAAUCACCACAGCACCUUCAGUGGUCAUCUGCUUUUCACCAUGUGAGAAAGAAACAGUCCUUUUUCUUCACACACUGUAGCAGUGUACCAGUCUUUGUU
Molecule: messenger RNA, 858 nt
Organism: Scomber japonicus (chub mackerel)
Lineage: Eukaryota; Metazoa; Chordata; Actinopteri; Scombriformes; Scombridae
Product: complement C1q-like protein 2
Exons: 5
Coding region: 23-805 (260 amino acids)
Molecular function (GO): protein binding
Source: RefSeq, a predicted model, not a curated record